Messenger RNA from Adelges cooleyi (spruce gall adelgid), 1783 nucleotides. RefSeq names its product actin nucleation-promoting factor WASL-like. NCBI's taxonomy places the organism in Eukaryota, Metazoa, Arthropoda, Insecta, Hemiptera, Adelgidae. The record is from RefSeq and is a predicted model, not a curated record. The transcript has 9 exons. Gene Ontology annotation, molecular function: actin binding; microtubule binding. The coding region runs from base 235 to 1602 and encodes 455 amino acids. Gene Ontology annotation, cellular component: cytoplasm; actin filament. Gene Ontology annotation, biological process: actin filament polymerization.
GUGUAAUUUUGCGAUGAAGUCGCGGUGAGAAAACAUUGUUUUUAUAUUCAGGCGAUUUUUGAUAACGUGACACUACACAGGAAAUGAGUCACAACUUUAUUGGUCGCGUAUUAAAAUUUAAAACAAAUUAAUUCGUUCCCAAUCCCAAUUAAAAGUACUUAUUUCCGGUGAAAAUCAGUAAAAACUGAAUGCAGCGUAUUUGUAUUGUGUGUAGUUAAAUAAGCGUGCUUAAAAAUGAAACCUGGUUUGUAUCAUGAACAAAAAUGUUCACAGCUAUUGGGAAAGGACGAAAACGAUUCUGUAUUACAAUUGUUAGGCCCAAAAUGUCAAAGUUUAUCUAUGGCAGUUGUUCAGUUUUUUAGUACAGAUGGCCCAGAAAGUACUGAUUGGCGUCAAAAAAACUUUGGUAUUCUCUGUUUUAUAAGAGAUCCAAAUAGAAAAUCUUAUUACUUCCGCUUGUACUGCCCGAUAAGGCGCCAAUUAUUAUGGGAACACGAAAUGUAUAACGGAUUACAGUAUCAAAGUACUGCAAAAUUUUUUCAUUGCUUUGAAGCAGAGGAGUGUAUUGUAGGUUUUAAUUUUGCAAGUGAAGACGAAGCAGCUACUUUUGAAGAAACUGUUAUAAAUUUACAAAGAAGAAGGCGUGAAAAACGAUUAGAGCAAAGAAACAGGGCACACAAUAACCAAAAUAGCAUUCAACAUCCUCCUACUCCUAAUAACAUGUAUGGAGGACCACCAGUACAAGUUAAUGGUAAAGUUCGCAACAAAAACAAAGCCAAAAAUUCAAAAAACAAAAAAUAUACCAAAGAUCAAAUUGGUUUACCAGAAAACUUCAUACAUGUACAACAUAUUGGUUGGGAUCCUGAUAGAGGGUUUGAUUUAGGUCAAAUAAAAGAUCCACAGCUUAACACUUUUUUUGCAAAAGCUGGUGUAUCUGAAAGCCAACUGCGCAAUCCUCAAACUCGAGAAUUUAUUUAUGAUUUUAUUGAUAAACAUGGUGGUAUAGAUGCCAUUAAAGAUGCUGUCGACAAUUCACCAGUGCCUCCUCCGUUACCAACAAGAAUCCGGCAAGCACCACCUCCACCCCCUCCACCAAAUAGUAUGCCUCCUAUGAGAAGUCUUGCACCACCACCACCAAGACCCAAUAACUUACCUAGUCCUGCUAAGAAACAAGACAGUGUUAUUAUACCACCACCUCCACCUCCUUUAAUAAAUUCAGCACCACCACCACCACCACCACCUCCUCCUCCACAACUUGAUUUACCAAAAGUAAAUUUACCCGUUGAAUCUGUUCCUGAUACAAGGUCUGCCCUCUUAGAUGCUAUUCGAUCAGGCAAGGCGCUCAAGCCUGUUGAUACAGCAUCAAGUUCUGAAAAAGCCCCUAAUCUAUCAGUAUCAAGGAACGAAUUAUUGGACCAAAUUCGACAAGGAGUUGAAUUAAAAUCGGUACAACCAGUGGAAAAGAAGAUUAUCAACAACUUGGAAGGUAAUGGGUUAGCUGGCGCAUUAGCUAGAGCUUUGGCUGAACGGGCGAGAGUAAUUCAUAGUGACAGCAGUACCAGUGACUCAAGCGACGACGAAGAUGAUGAAUGGGAUGAUUAAUUUAUUUUUAUUAUAAAAAAUUAUACUUAAUCCAACUCAGUAUCAUGCAUCAAUGUUCUUUACUUUAUACACAUUAUUAUUAAAAUUAAAAUUUGUAUAUAUUAAUUAUUAGUUCAAUUAUGAAUUAGCUAACAUUUUAUUUAAUACAUAUUUUAUAUUAAAGAAAAUAUUGCCUAAGGUA